Trichoderma atroviride IMI 206040 is the source of this 1647-nucleotide messenger RNA. The record is from RefSeq and is a predicted model, not a curated record. Lineage: Eukaryota; Fungi; Ascomycota; Sordariomycetes; Hypocreales; Hypocreaceae.
AUGAUUCUAGAAGGCUGCGCAAAUUCUCUUUGCUCCUUGAUCCAAGCGACGGAGUCGAACCCGCCUACCUACAUCCCCUGCCAGAUCAGGAAGCGCAAAUGCUCCGGCACGCAGCCCUGCUCGAUCUGCGCCCACCUGAAAUCAGACUGCCAGUAUGGCCACCGUCGCCGGGAGAGACACAGUGAGCCAUCGGCAGUACUUCCAGGGGCCAACAAGUCCUCGGCUGCUUCUGGUGAUGGUGCUACCACUGCCAUCACGCUUGAUGUCGAUCACGCCGGCGCAAGUAGCAACCCGGGCCAGCAGCAGCCGAGUCCCGUCGAGGUCAACUCGGGUGCCGUGUAUGCUAAAAAGCUGGGCCUACAGAGCGAUCUCAACCUGGCGCCCACGCUGAGCAUUUUCGCGUGGAAUUUGGGUCUGAGGCGGUCUGCGCCAUCCGAGCCCUCUCUGGCCUCUGCCAGCGGAAACCUUCCCAUGUCUUUAGCAAGCAUCAUAUCUCGCGACGAGAUGCGUUUCCUGACAGAAGUUUACUUUGAAAAGAUAGAUCUGUACUACCCAUUCUUGGACCGAACCCAUCUUACCCGGCAAAUGGAAAUGGUAUGGCCACCUGGUCUUGCUGGAGCCAACACACUCGGCCUCCCUGAAGCUAUUCUGUGCGGAGUAGCUGCUCUGGGGUGUCUGUUCUCUGACAAGCAGCCCAUGUUGCGAGUCUCCUAUCUACGCAUCGCCGGCACCCCACACCCCACGUGGCUGGCGAGCUGUCACCUCAUGCACCUGCUUGAGGCAGCCGGGCUGCAUCUAGAGGGGUGCUCAGCGGAACAACCUCCUCCUCCAUCUGGCGACAGGACUUUGGUAGUCAGGCGGAAACUAUACGCCAUUGGCUGCCACUUUAACCUGUGGAUGUCUUUCGAACUCGGCCGCACGCGCGUCAAGCUGCCAACAGCGACGACCAAGCUGCCACUUGCCGACUUGUCAAAUGAGCAAGGAAAAAGGGACAUUUUCAGCUUCUUGGCGCUUUCUGAGAGCCUAGACUACGAGCACAGGCAGAGCGUCCCGGAGCUGGAGCAAACCCUCCUCGACAUCAUGAGCAUUCAAGACCUGGCGGCGCCCAUGGUACUAACGCAGUGUAACCUGAUGCUCUGCGUAAUCCGGCGUCUGCAGUACUUGGGGCUCGUCCUCUCGGGUAGCGUGCUGGACGGCUUUGCCCAGGUCGCACGGCAGGGGCUUCGCGCCACGCGCCAGAACGUGGUCGGCCACUCGCCCUGGCACCAGGUAGCCAACGUGCCCUUCCAGAUCAUUUGCACGCUGCUGUCUAUGGACAAUCAGGUUGCCAUGGGGCUGCUGCCAGAUGCGGUCCAGACGUUGCGCGAGGUGGCGACGGCGUAUAACACGGAUGUCAUGCGAGAAGCUUCCAGCACGGCCAUACUGCUCGUCAAGAUGCACCAGCGGCGGAAGGAACAAGAUGCCAAGGCGUUGAAUGAUAUCGUCAUGGCGGCGGCGGCGGCGGCGGCGGCGGCGGCGGACGACGCAGAGGCUAGAGGGUCUGCCGCUGGAUCCGCUGCUCAUGAUGCAGGACUCGUGGCCAGCGCCGACAUUUGGAUAGGCCGGAGAGAUGCGUCGGGAGUCAAAGAGUCUCUAUUGGCAAGCUAG